AUGCUAUCAUUACACUUCAUUUUACCUGUGUUUAUGGCAUCGGCAGUUCUUUGCUACGAUGCAAAAUUUGAUAAAAUUGAUGUUGACCUAAUUAUCAACGAUAAAGUCUUAUUCGCAUCGUACACGAAUUGUUUUCUGGAUAAAGACAGUUGCACGGCUGAGUUUUCUUCCGAAUUGAAAGAAUUGUUACCUGAAGUUAUUUCGGACGCGUGCGCUAAAUGUACUAAAAUACAAAAGGCUAAUCUCCGAAAAAUGUUCAAAUAUUUAUAUGAAGAGAAGAAAGAAGUCUUGCUUGAAUUGGAAAAGAAGUACGAUCCAAAAAAUCAAUAUAAAGACAAUUUUAUGGCAAUAUUAGAAAGCAAAGACGAA
Brenthis ino (lesser marbled fritillary) is the source of this 369-nucleotide messenger RNA. The record is from the annotation of a GenBank genome assembly. Lineage: Eukaryota; Metazoa; Arthropoda; Insecta; Lepidoptera; Nymphalidae.